Messenger RNA from Ahaetulla prasina, 4510 nucleotides. It is a transcript of the gene HEMK1, whose product is annotated as HemK methyltransferase family member 1. The record is from RefSeq and is a predicted model, not a curated record. NCBI's taxonomy places the organism in Eukaryota, Metazoa, Chordata, Lepidosauria, Squamata, Colubridae. The coding region runs from base 322 to 1416 and encodes 364 amino acids. Gene Ontology annotation, cellular component: mitochondrion. Gene Ontology annotation, biological process: protein methylation. The transcript has 12 exons. Gene Ontology annotation, molecular function: nucleic acid binding; protein methyltransferase activity.
UCCCUAGGAACCUCGCUUCAAUGGCGCUGUUAACAGCCGAGCUGAAGCAUUUGUCGCUCGCACCGGAAGAGUUGUUUCCUCUCGAGCAUCUGAUCUCCACCAUCCGACGAAGACUUGCAGUUUUCCCUUUUUACAGUUUUCUACUAGGACAAGAUGGCAUUUGAAUCUGACACUGAUGUUCUUCUCUACAAAAACGAUGCAUUCAGAAUAUUGUGCCAUGGUGAUGUAUACUGUUACACCAGACUACUGACAGAGGCCCUGCAGUAGUCCUGCAAAGGAGAAUCAGUGCUUAUACCUAAAAACUGAUAUUUUUCUGAAGCAAUGACACCUUUCAGCAAUGUUUUUUACAGGAAGAUUUUAUGUCUGUUCUCUUACCAUGGAUAUUUUAGAAUGCAUCGAAUGGAAGAUACUCUUCUAAAUGCCUGGCACAGACAACUGAGAAAUUACUCCUAUCAUAAAGUCAAUGUGAUCUCAGCUGUUGAUGUGGUCAAGUAUUGGCAAGGCGUGUUUGAGGCAAACAAUAUCCCAGAAGCACAGACAUCUUCUGAAUAUAUUGUUUCUCAUGUCCUGGGAGCAAAAACAUUCCAGAGUCUGAAUGCCAGCAGCAUAUCUGCUCCCCUUUCAGCAAAGCAACAAAAACAGAUCCAACAGCUCUGUGCGAAACGACUACAACGGAUGCCAGUACAGUAUGUUCUUGGUGAAUGGGAUUUCCAAGAUCUGACACUCAAGAUGAAGCCUCCAGUUUUCAUUCCUCGACCAGAGACAGAGGAACUGGUUUCUCUCAUUCUGGAUGAAGAACGCAGGAAGAGAUUGACUUCUGAAUGCAGCAAGGUCCUUCAGAAUUUCCCAGAGACCCAUGGUCCGGUUAUUUUGGAAGUUGGCUGUGGCUCAGGGGCAAUUGGUUUAAGUCUUCUGAAAAAGCUUCCUCAUAGUCAGCUCAUUGCCAUCGAUAAAUUAGAAGCUGCUGUUAAUCUGACCAAGGAAAAUGCAGAACGGUUACAACUUCAGGAAAGAAUCCAUAUCUUUCACCAUGAUAUAUCUUCAUGUCCUUGGGAAUGCCUUCAGCCUUGGGGUUUGGUAGAUACUAUCAUCAGUAAUCCACCUUACAUUUUUCACGAAGAUAUGAGUGACUUGGCAGCAGAAAUUAUCUGCUUUGAAGACCUUGGUGCCCUGGAUGGAGGCAUUGAUGGGAUGAGCAUCAUCAAAGAAAUUCUGAAAAUGGCCUCUUACAUUCUCAAGGAUUGUGGGAGUGUGUAUUUGGAGGUUGACCCCAGACACCCCAAAAUGGUAACAAAUUGGCUGUCCAGUCAUCCAGAAUUGUUCCUCUUUGUAUCUGCUACACAUAAGGACUUCUGUGGAAAGCCAAGGUUUUUGCAUAUUCAAAAAUUUAGGAAAGAAGAUCGCCAAGGAUCAUGACUAGUUCUGUCUCCCAAACCUGGAAGUGUUUACAGUGCUUUCUAAGGCAUUUACCAACAGAGAAGCACUGGAACAUUUUAAAGAAAGGAUGAUUUACAACCUUUUGCAGACUGCAAAAAAAAAAGAAAAAGAAAAAACCAUUGCAUCUAGAGCUAUCAUUUCACAACAUUCUGAAAAGCCUUUUUCAAUUUCUCUUCCUUGGAUGUCAGAAUCGUUUUCAAAGCACUCAUGGUAUUUACUUUCAAGACAUGAUUACAGUACAGAUACAGAAACUGACAGAUUACACAAGUUUGUAAUGUUAUGCAAUACCCAGGUCUUGGUAAGGCUAAUAAAAAUCAAUGUGCUUAUGCUGUGUCCAUGCUUCUGAUCUGUGUAAUGCUUAACCUAAAAAAAAAAAGUGCUCCAUAUUGCCAAUGCUUUUGCAACAAUAAAAUUACAUACACCACCCCAUUCAUGCCAGUUUGUUAGUUAGAUGUCAAAAAUGUGAGCUCAGCUCCUGGUGACUUUAUAUAGACAAAUGCACACCAUCUCAAUUAGUUUCUCUAAUAACCUGUAAUUCUUCCAAUGACAGUGUAAUUUAUUUUGAUUCCACCAAUCCACCUUUUCCAUUUUCUUUCUCUUUGACCUUUCUCAACUUGCCAAGCAGUCAUUUUUUUCUAGACUGUCCUGCCCAAAAUAUAUGAAUUUGUUCUUGCUGAUCAUCACCGCAAAGGAGCAAUCCAUGUUUACCUGUAGGUACACAAUAAUAAUAAUAAUAAGAGUUGGAAGGGACCUCAGAGGUCUUCAAGUCCAACCCCCUGCCCAGGCAGGAAACCCUACACCACUUCAGACAAAUGGUUAUCCAACAUCUUCUUAAAAACUUCCAGUGUUGGAGCAUUCACAACUUCUGGAGGCAAGUUGUUCCACUCAUUAAUUGUUCUGACUGUCAGGAAAUUUCUCCUUAGUUCUAAGUUGCUUCUCUCCUUGAUCAGUUUCAUUAAUUCAUUGCUUCUUGUUCUACCCUCAUAUUGUGCCUUUCAUUCAGAACUCUACCAACUCCACCAUAUGCAUAUUUAAAUUCUAGCCUUAGAUUUGCAGCUACUUAGAAAUAUGGAGAGGAUUGCCUGGUCUACUAAUAUUCCACAAUUAGGCUCUUUUUUUUCCAGCUUAGUUUUCAGAAAUCUUCAAAUUCAAGAUGAAGCAUAGACACUCAUUUUAUCUCCCUUUCAGGUUCUUAAGCAAGAAUGACAAAGAAGCCUCUUGAAUGUUUUCGUUAAACAGUUCAGUUUUACUUUCUAGCUAGAGGAGGCCAAUGCUUUCUGUCUUUUCCAUAGGGGAUUAAUAAGUAAUUGAUAUAAUUCCACAGAAAAGAUCUACUCUGGAAAUGGGAACUGGAAUGAUAUAUUGAUCAUAAAGCAGCUUCAACAUGGACUAGCAGAGAUCUUGUCACUGAAAAAUGUUUAAUUUACAUAAGCAUGGUUAUAUUUCAAAGAUCAUUUUCAGUGAGACUUUUGAAACAAACUCUUAUAUUUAGAUUGAAUCAGGGGUGGGCUGCUGGGGAUUCGCAGGGGUUCGGGAGAACCUCUAGUUAAGAUUCUGUGCAGUUUGGAGAACCCCCAAAUCCUGGCUGGCCCCACCUACCCCAUCCCUCCCCUCCCAGGAAUCCCCAUGUGGCCCGUUUUGGAUGCAGGUAAGUGCAGGGUGCAUGUGGAGGCUCAGGGAGGAUGAAAAACAGGACUACUGGAAGUUCAGGAAAGCCGAAAAUGAGCCCGUUUCUGGCCUCCGGAGCCUGGGGAGGCCGUUUUCAAACUCCUGAGUCUCGAGGAAAGCCUCCGAAGCCCAGGGAGGACAAAAAUACCCCCCUACCAUGGUGCAGAAGGCCAACUAGGCCAUACCCACCAUGGCCAUUCCCACCCAGAAACCGGGCAGAGAAACCCUUGCUAAAUUUUUUGAAGACCACCCCUGGAUUGAAUCCCAUAUAUGCUUACCUAUAUCUGAACAGAUUUGUGUAAGACUGUUUUAAGUAGAAUUCCUAAGGAACUCAGGAAUUCAGCUGUAUUUGAGGUUAAAUAAGAUGCUGUGGUUUUCUGUUGACUUCUAGUCUUUGAAUUCCCAAUUUUUUUAAAAAAAGUUUUAAAAUGUCAAGGCAAUAAUAAUAUUUACAAUUUAUAGCCAAUUGGAAGCCCUAUUCUACUCAAAAGUAAGCGGCACUGCUUUUGAAGCUAUUUUCUAAUAAAAACACCUAGAUUUCCAUUCAGGCCCAGCAUACCACUAUUUAAUGUUCUUAGCAAGUUGUUUGCAUUUGAUUUUUUGUGCCUGUUUCAUUUUACAUAAACAAUUAUGUUUUUGUUUUUAUGUUAUUAAAAGCUCUGAUCUUAUAAUAAAAAAUGAAAGUUAACAUGACCAUACAUUUCCAAAGUGGGAAAUUACUUAAGAUGUAAUUGUUGAUUUUAGGAGAAUCACUAUAAUAUGUUUCAUAUUUUAGUCUUUGUUCAUUUAAGCAAUUACUGUCCAUUACCACCUAUGACAUUUUGUGUGCAAAGCUUAUUUUUGCCUAGGGAGUUGCCAAGCUCAAAGACAGACAGAGAGUGGGAAAGGGAAAUGUUGUAGCCUUGGCAAGGAUUUAUUUUUCUGGAUUUUCCAGGAACUUAAUUGUGCAGUCUCUAGCCACUCCCUCAUAUGCUGCUGGGAAAAACAGAGGAGUUUAACUCUCUGUUCCUGGAAGUCAGUGAGGCUUAUUAUAUCAGGAAACAGACAUUCUCAGUAGCUAGAAGCUGCUGAAUGGAAAAGAUUAGUCUUUCAGCCCUCUCUCCUCUACUGUCCUUUCCCCAGUUUUUCUGAUGUUUAUCUGUCUGCCCUGGACCUAAAAAGCAUGGAAAUUGUUAACUGCUAUGUUGUUGAUGGAACAAGAGUCUCUUUGACUUAUUUAUCAUGAAGCAGUGAUUUUUUUCAAAAUCCCUCAAAGCUCCCUCCAAAACUCAUACAGCAAAGAGAACCUUGUGGAGUGCCUGGUUUUGUUUUUUUAAACAUGUCCUUCAUAUUUUUCAGUGAAGAGCUCAGAGUUCUUUUGGCCAUUCUUAAAUGAUGGGCAUACAUAAUGCCAUUCUUAUAUUGU